This is a messenger RNA of Ochotona curzoniae (black-lipped pika), 3448 nucleotides long. RefSeq names its product secretory carrier membrane protein 1 (gene SCAMP1). Bases 84 to 1088 code for a protein of 334 amino acids. Lineage: Eukaryota; Metazoa; Chordata; Mammalia; Lagomorpha; Ochotonidae. Gene Ontology annotation, biological process: protein transport. The record is from RefSeq and is a predicted model, not a curated record. Gene Ontology annotation, cellular component: recycling endosome membrane; trans-Golgi network membrane. The transcript is spliced from 9 exons.
GUGAGCGCGCAGGGGGGCGGCGGCCUCGCCUCGUCUCUCGCUGCGUCGGGCCCGGGAGGGUGACGCGGGGCGCCGCGGACGAGAUGUCGGAUUUCGACAGUAACCCGUUUGCGGACCCGGAUCUCAACAACCCCUUCAAGGAUCCAUCAGUUACACAGGUGACGAGAAAUGUCCCACCAGGACUUGACGAGUAUAACCCGUUCUCAGAUUCUAGGACGCCUCCACCAGGCAGUGUGAAAAUGCCCAGUGCACCUAACACACAGCCCGCCAUCAUGAAACCAACAGAGGAACACCCAGCUUACACACAGGUUGCCAAGGAGCAUGCCUUGGCCCAAGCCGAACUUCUUAAGCGCCAAGAGGAGCUAGAGAGAAAAGCUGCAGAACUAGAUCGUCGAGAGCGCGAAAUGCAGAGCCUCAGUCAACAUGGUCGAAAGAAUAACUGGCCGCCCCUUCCUGCCGGCUUCCCUGUGGGCCCCUGUUUCUACCAGGACUUUUCUGUAGACAUUCCCGUUGAGUUCCAGAAGACAGUGAGGCUGAUGUACUACUUAUGGAUGUUCCACGCUGUGACACUGUUUCUGAACAUCUUCGGAUGCCUGGCGUGGUUUUGUGUGGACGCCACGAGAGGAGUUGAUUUUGGACUGAGUAUCCUGUGGUUCUUGCUGUUUACUCCUUGUUCAUUUGUCUGUUGGUACAGACCACUUUACGGAGCUUUCAGGAGCGACAGUUCGUUCAGGUUCUUCGUGUUCUUCUUCGUCUAUAUCUGUCAGUUUGCUGUGCAUGUGCUCCAGGCUGCAGGAUUCCACAACUGGGGCAACUGCGGCUGGAUCUCCUCGCUCACGGGGCUCAACAGGAGCAUUCCUGUCGGCAUCAUGAUGAUCGUCAUCGCGGCGCUCUUCACGGCCUCGGCGGUCAUCUCCCUGGUCAUGUUCAAGAAGGUACACGGACUGUAUCGCACAACAGGUGCUAGUUUUGAGAAGGCCCAACAAGAGUUUGCAACAGGUGUGAUGUCCAACAAGACCGUGCAGACCGCGGCCGCCAACGCAGCCUCCAGCGCCGCACAGAGCGCGUUCAAGGGCAACCCCAUGUAGAAGCCUUCCAGCAACACACCUCUACCUUCUGACUGUACUUCUCCAGUUACUGUAUUCCACAAAUACUUUUAUGUUCACGACACACAGUAUACACAGCAUGGAUAUUUCCUGUUCACCUGUGCAUGGGCUAAAACCCGAAAAACCUCCUUGUUUUACUACUUUACCUGGUAGCUUCUUAAAACCUCAGUGCCCCUUGCAGAAAAAAAAAAAAUUUACAUGCUAAAUAAAUAAAUAUUCUCCAUGUUUUUUGGGGGAUGAUGUUCAGCAAAUUAUUUCAGUGGUGACACACUGAAAUGAAUAUGGUCCUAAUAAUUACAGCUGCAUUUGGCACACUGCACUGGCGCCUCCGAGGUCGGGAGAGGCCGAGGCGAGCCGCAGCGGUGCCGUGUCGAGCCGCUCUCCCCACGUGCAGCGGGGGGACUGGCUUGUGUUCGCAGUCACGGUCAGCAGUGAAGGGCCCGUGCACUGCGUCACAGAUAAUGUAAAUUCUGACCUUCUUAACCUUUGCUUUUUCUUUUUUGAGUAGUUGAUAUUUUGAUAACAACCCUUAGUCUUGCAUGGGCGCCAUGUUUAUUGAAUUAUAAGAAUUCGUAUUUUGAGUUCUGUACUGUUUACGGUUGUGGGGUUCAGGGAUUCUUUAUGGAAUCACAGACAUGAUUUUCUGUAAUAGUUUCUUUUCAGUACACAUUUAUUGGGGUGCAAUAUGAAAAUUUAAUAUAAUAUGCGAUGCAUUAUCCAGAGGAGAAGAUGACUGAUACAACAGAAUGUAGUGAUAAUGGCUCUUUAUUUAUGUUUUCCGUAAUUUUCAGUAUUCAUACAGUAAAAUGCUACUCUAUGGAAUCUGUGGUAUGGUCUUGUGACUAUCCUUUGGUUCAACUGGAAUUGUGUUGUAACAGAGGAAUUAAAGGCCAGUCUAACCUUUGUCUAAGACAACACAGUAUUUAAGGAAUUUUUCUUGUAGCCUGUUAUUUCUCAGUGGCAUUCAAUAUAAAGAGACCCCAGUGUUUCUCCUGUAGUUGAAUCCCCAGUACACUGAGGUCCUCCUUGAGACAGUGAACCCAUUUAUGAUCUCGAGCAGUAGAGGUGAAGCCUUCAACUUGUGCAAAUUCAGUUAACGGUUUUAAUUAGGAAGACAGAAGCAUGAGGAUCCCACAGAACUUCACCCUCACGGUAUGCUUGGGGCCCGGCCCGGCAUCCUGCUCAGAUACCGACUGGAUGCUUCAAAGCCCAGGUCAUGUCGCUGAGUUUCAGAUGUCUUCAGCUGCAGACCGCAGCGCGAUGGGCAGUGGCUUGUCUGGAUUUGGAGUAAGGAGAGUCUUGGGGCAUACUGAGGCCUUGAUGCUGUUUUAAGGAAUCAGUUGGACGUAUGUGGCCGGCUCGAUCCCUGCGGGGAGGACCGGUGCUGACUGUGCGGGGGUGUGGGGGUUGGUUCUGCCCCACGUGGGCCAGGCUUUGUUAGUGACCAAGGCAGAGACUUCUGUUCUGAAGCAAAUGGGGCUCAGCAAGUUUAAAGCUGAUUUAUGAAUGCUUCUGUCUGUGGUGGUCUGCGCCUACAUUCUCACCCUUUCUUUGUUGUGCUAGGCCGGGUACAGCUUCAUGGCGUGCCCGGCCAGAAGGUGUGGCAGCACACACACCCACCAACAGCUCACGUCCCAGACCUGGUUUUGUUUUUCUGUAAGCAACUAGAGAAGGAUGUAGGAGAGACUUUUGAAGUAGAAUGUUUUCAUUUUUUAAUUAUGUAGACAUAUCCAAGGGUAGCGUUACUUAAUAGUGAAGAAUCAUUACCAUGGCUAACAUUUUUAUGUAGUUGGGGAUGUGUUGUUAAAGUUGUGUGCGUUACUAGAAGUUUGAGAGAGCAAAUUAUGUGUUUAUUUUUUUUAGAAUGUCAGUGUGCAUUAAAAAGAUGGCAGUGGUUGCAGUUGGAUCAGGUGUAAAUGCAGCUUUAAAUUCUUAGAUGAACUGUCCGCACUGGUCGCUGUUCCUGCAGUGACAGACUGGCACCGUCUGUGCUGUGCGUUGGGCAAAGGGCCCGGCUGCGCUGUGCUCCAGUGGUGUGUGCACGAAGCACCCAGGCGGGCUUCGGUUUGCUGCGUGAGAUCAUGGCUACUUCACUGACCUGUCAGCUGAUCUGUGAACACUGGAAAGUCAUUGCUCAGUGAUCUGUAAUCUGGGUCUGGGUUAUCUCUCUAGGAUGUCUGUGUAUUUUGUCGGUAACACUGCACUGCCGUCAUGGCAACUGUCACAUUUCUAUAUGGAUGCCCUUCAUCUGUCCCUCCACUGUUGCAUGUGGUCAGUGAUUUGGAAGUUUUGUAUAUUUAUUGUAUUCACAGAGUGUCAUCAAAUAAAAUGCUGUUUCCUGG